Molecule: messenger RNA, 741 nt
Organism: Salvia splendens (bonfire salvia)
Lineage: Eukaryota; Viridiplantae; Streptophyta; Magnoliopsida; Lamiales; Lamiaceae
Product: WAS/WASL-interacting protein family member 3-like
Exons: 1
Coding region: 1-741 (246 amino acids)
Source: RefSeq, a predicted model, not a curated record
AUGAAGAAGAACGGAGCCAGCGACCAAGCUAUCUCCUCAAGGAACGUCAGUUCCGGUAUCAGAGGCAGUGGACGACGGACUUCCGUCCCAGCCUCGGCGGCACCGCCUGUAAACCCUAGCACUGCCGCUCCACCUCCCCCACUUCCAACAGUAGAUCUGCGGUUGUCGGAGCAAUUGGAGAGGCACCUAGACAGCCUACCGAUAGGGACAGACGCCGCGACGGCUUUCGCCCUCCUCAAAGCAAAUCUGGUGUUCCCCAGAUCUCAAAACCCAGUUCCUACUCCCGAAGCCCAAAUCCCAACUUCUCAUCCCAAAACACAAAGUCCGCCUCCCUCUCCUAAAUCCCACAAGCCCAUAUCUAACCCAAUGGAUUUAGUGGACAACUACAGUGGAGAUAUUGUACCGGCAGAAGACCUUGAUGCUAUGGAAAAGGGGGAGGACGUUGAGCAGCCUAUUGUUCACCCCGCCGAUGGCAUACCUACCUCGAGGCUGGAGGGGGCAAACGUCGAGAUGCCAGUCGAGGAGACUGGUCGAGCUAGCCCUAGAGAAGAAGACGGCGCCCAUGCCUUUAAUAUCCCAUCACCAUCGAGUGGCGGAGGCUCUAACUCCAACCAGACCCAAGAGCCAGAGCCGAUUGAAGCGGUGGAUAUUGACAACGACAUGGAGAUCCGACAACCCCUCCCCAGCGACAUCUUGCUUCAGAGCAGGGGCAGACUUGAACUUCCUGAGGAUGUUAGAUGA